AUGCAACUGUUGAACGAAACGUUACGUUGUCUUCCAAAGAGUGGUGCGACCAAAUCGUAUAUACAAUGUCUGCUGAGCGCAGGCCGGGCGGCUGUCGGACACCAGCAUCGCCACUAUGCCAGCAUCCCUGCCAUUGCCAUGAGCCACGAGCAAUUUGAUGGCCCCACUCCCGAUGCCAGCAGGUCUCCCCUGAUCACCAUGCACGGCUUAUUCGGUUCCAAGCAGAACUGGCGUAGCAUCAGCAGGGCCCUGGCCAAACAGACCAAUCGUCGCGUCUACACAGUGGACUUACGCAAUCAUGGCGACAGUCCGCACACGGACACCCACAACUCGAUUGGGAUGACGGCGGACUUGGCUGCCUUCACGCAGGCGAAAUCCUUGAGCCAGACAUGUGUGAUGGGUCACAGCAUGGGCGGUCGCUCUGCCAUGCACUUCACCUUGUCAUACCCGGAUCUUGUGGAGCGGCUGAUUGUGGUGGAUAUUUCGCCCGUGUACAUACCCGGAACCAUAGAGGAUAUGACGGGUAUUUUCCAGGCCAUGCUGCAGAUCGAUAUGCCACCGGACAUGUCGUUAUCCCAGGGCCGCCAGGCCGCCAAGGAAAAGCUCGGUGAAACCGUGGAUCGAAGUUCGGUUGACUUCAUAUUGCUGAAUCUGCGCAAAAGACCAAAGACUGGCGAAUUCUACUGGGCCUGCAACGUCGAUGUCCUGCUCAACAGUUUGCCCGGCUUCACGCGCUACGGCGAGCACAUUGCCAAUUUGCCGCCCUACACGGGACCCACCACCUUCAUCUGUGGCACCCGCUCACCAUAUAUGGAACGCGAGUCGUGGCCCGAGGUGCUGAAAAUCUUUCCCAAUGCCAGCAUCCACUGGCUGGACACGGGCCAUCUGGUUCAUCUGGAGAAGCCGCAGCAGUUCAUCCAGAUUGUCACCGAAUUCCUCAACGAUCCAUGAGCGAAUUUUCACCCGACUUUACCCACCAAAUUCGACAAUGUAUUUGCACAAAUCAGAGCGAGAUGUGAAAUCAAUUGCCCAAAAGACACGAAAGAAAUAAAGCAACAUGAUUACAUUUUAAAUGUAAAUUUAA
This is a messenger RNA of Drosophila navojoa, 1084 nucleotides long. RefSeq names its product sn-1-specific diacylglycerol lipase ABHD11. Gene Ontology annotation, biological process: lipid metabolic process. Lineage: Eukaryota; Metazoa; Arthropoda; Insecta; Diptera; Drosophilidae. Gene Ontology annotation, molecular function: carboxylic ester hydrolase activity. Gene Ontology annotation, cellular component: mitochondrion. The record is from RefSeq and is a predicted model, not a curated record.